Messenger RNA from Mirounga angustirostris (Northern elephant seal), 681 nucleotides. It is a transcript of the gene CUNH17orf99, whose product is annotated as chromosome unknown C17orf99 homolog. The transcript has 4 exons. The record is from RefSeq and is a predicted model, not a curated record. NCBI's taxonomy places the organism in Eukaryota, Metazoa, Chordata, Mammalia, Carnivora, Phocidae. The coding region runs from base 1 to 681 and encodes 226 amino acids.
AUGCAACCAGAAGUCACCCCUGAGACCUUCAUUGCCUACAAAGUCCUGGAGGUUUUCCCCAGAGGCCGCAGGGUGGCCAUAACGUGCCACUCACCCCAGGCACCCCCGCCCAUCACCUACUCCCUCUGGGGGAGUCAGGGCACCGAGGUCGCCAAGAAGGUGGUGAAGACCAGAGACCUGGCCUCCUUCAGCAUCAACAUCACGCUCAAGUCCAGGCCAGACCUGCUCACUUACUCCUGCAAGGCGGUCUCCCCCUGGGGCGAGCAUUCAGCCAGCACCAAGCUGCAGAUGUACUGGGAGCUGUGGACCAAGCCCGUGUCCCAGCUGCAGGCUACCUUCACCGUGCUGGACAGAGGAUCCGGCCCCAGGGUAGAGAUUUCCUGCCGGGUGUCCUCAGGCAGCCCACCCAUCACCUACCGCCUGGUGGGGAAGGACGGGUCCGUCCACAUGCAGCAGAGACCGAGCUAUGGGCAGCCUGCCGACUUCUCCUUCGCCCUUCCCAACACGUCCACCUGGCUCCAGUGCCAGGCUGAAAAUGACCUCAGUGUCCAGUCCAGCCCCUUCAAGCUGGUGCCCCCCGGACAGCCGCCCCAGGGGGCCAUCGUGACGCUGGCUGGCAGCCUCACCUCCAUUGCCGCUGUCACCUCUUGGUUACUGGGCCGGGCCUUGUGGACCAGGUAG